UUCUACGAGCAUUGCAAUAAAAAUGAAAUCCGCUGCAUGGUCCCUGCUCCUGAUACUUGGUCUCUUGUCUGCAGUCUAUGCAACGCCCGGCAAAGUGAUCAUUAAUGGACAAUGUGUGGAUUGCAAUAAGCCAGAGAAAGACGACAAUGUUAUUGUUGCGGGCAGUUCCUCAUAUUCACUGACAUCUGGUGCAGCAGCUUUUGGAGUUGCAUGCUUUAUCCUCAAUGUGUUCCUACAACGAAUUGUUCAUUAAAUUGAAGCUAAAUAAACCAAAUUGUUAAGUUACAUUUUGUGCCCGCAAUCGCGUGAAAUCUUUAUGUUAUAAUACAAGCAGAUUCUCAAUAAAUAGCUAAAGCUUA
Messenger RNA from Scaptodrosophila lebanonensis, 359 nucleotides. RefSeq lists its product as uncharacterized. NCBI's taxonomy places the organism in Eukaryota, Metazoa, Arthropoda, Insecta, Diptera, Drosophilidae. Gene Ontology annotation, biological process: defense response. The transcript is spliced from 2 exons. The record is from RefSeq and is a predicted model, not a curated record. The coding region runs from base 23 to 253 and encodes 76 amino acids.